UUUUUUGGAUAUUUUGUUUUUUGGGUAUUUUUUUUUUUUUGGUUUUUGGGUUGGGUGGUGUUGUUUUUGUUUUUGUUUUGAGAAAGUAAAAGCAAAAGCAAAUUGUGGGUUGGUAAGUUGGUGGGUUAAUGGAGGAGAGUGUUUGUGGGUUAUGAGCUCUAGCUUCAGAUCUGGGUUGAUAUAAGAGAUUGAGACAUUAUUCAAAUGUAGCUAGCUUAUUAUUGUUGAUUAAUAGUCACUUUUAUUUUUACUUCAAAGCCCUUUACUUCAAACCCACUUUCUCUUUCUCUGUCUGUCUCACACACACAUACACACUCAAUUAGUACUUUUUCUCUCUUUCUUGUUCUUUGGGGCUUGUUUCCUCUGUUUCUUUGGGUGCCACUGGCAAAAGGUCUUAAAGGGUCAACUGUUCUUGUGAGGAUUUAGAGAGAGAGAGAAGAAGAGUGAGACUAGAAAGUUAAGCUAGAAAGAGAGAGAAAGUAGAGAGAUCCGUAGUAAUGUUGGCGAUGGGGAGUCCUACCAGUGUCCGCACGAGUACUAGUUGCAAUGCUUUACUUAGAGAACUCCAGCAAAUAUGGAAUGACAUUGGCGAGAGUGAAGUCGAUAAAGACCGUAUGUUGUUGGAGCUGGAGAGAGAGUGCUUACAAGUUUAUCGAAGAAAGGUCGACGAAGCUGUCAAUGCCAAAGCACGUCUCCAUCAAUCUGUCGCGGCAAAGGAAGCCGAGCUUGCAACCCUUAUGGCUGCUCUUGGUGAACUUAACGUUCAUUCACCGAUCCAGACAGAGAAGAAAGCGUCAUCAUUAAAACAGCAACUUGCAUUGGUCAUACCAUUAGUGGAAGACUUACAAUUAAAGAAAGAGGAACGGAUUAAGCAAUUUGUGGAAAUAAAGGCACAAAUUGAUAAGAUCACUGUAGAGAUUUCGGAAUACAAUCAUCUCAGCAAUGUGAGUUCCUUUAAUCUGGAAGAACAAGACUUAUCACUGAGAAAGCUUACUGAAUACCAAACACAACUGCGAACUCUUCAAAAGGAGAAGUCCGAACGGCUUCAUAAAGUUUUGGAGUAUGUGAAUGAGGUGCAUUCCUUAUGUGGUGUGCUUGGGUUGGAUUUUGGCAAGACCGUGGGUGAUGUGCAUCCUAGCUUGCAUGGAACAACCGUCGAACAGUCUACAAACAUCAGUGAUAGUACUUUGGAGGGUUUAGAUCAGACCAUCCUUAAGUUGAAAACAGAAAGAAAAGUUCGAUAUCAGAAGCUGAAAGAUAUUGUUGCAUCAUUAUCUGAACUUUGGAAUCUGAUGGACUCAACAAAAGAAGAGAAGAGUAACUUUUCAAGGAUUACUUUGAUGCUUGGAUCCUCAGAAUUGGAAAUUCUGGAACCAGGUGCUCUUUCAACAGAGAAUAUUGAACAGGCAUCAGCAGAAGUGGAGAGGCUCACUAAACUGAAAGCAAGCAGAAUGAAAGAAUUGGUAAUGAAAAGGAGGUCGGAGUUGGAAGAUUUGUGCCGUAAGACCCACAUUGAACCUGAUCCAAGCACUGCUCCUGAGAAAUCGAAUGCUUUGAUAGAUUCUGGUCUUGUGGAUCCUUGUGAACUUCUGGCAAAUAUUGAAGCCCAAAUAAGCAAAACGAAAGAUGAAGGUCUGAGCCGAAAAGAAAUCAUGGAUAGGAUAGAAAGAUGGCUUUCUGCGUGUGAAGAGGAAAAUUGGCUUGAAGAGUAUAGUCAAGAUCAUAAUCGGUACAGUGCUGGAAGAGGUGCUCACAUAAACCUAAAACGUGCAGAACGAGCUCGAAUUGCUGUAAAUAAGAUUCCAGCAAUUGUUGACAAUUUGAUAAAUAAGACACUAGCAUGGGAAGAUGAGAAAAAGAAAUUAUUUCUUUAUGAUGGGGUUCGUUUGGUUUCGAUACUAGAGGAUUACAAACUAGCCAGACAACAGAAGGAAGAGGAGAAGAGGCGAUACAAGGACCAAAAGAAGCUCCAAGAUCUGCUGCUCACAGAAAAAGAAGCCAUGUAUGGGUCCAAACCUAGUCCAAGAAGAAGCACUAGCUCUAGAAAGGUGAAUGGGUAUCGUUCAAAUGGUAAUGGAUCCAUGACUCCCACACCUCGCCGGAACUCGGUUGGUAGUCCAACUGCAGAGCUUCUAACACCACGUUCGUAUUCUGGGCGCCAAAAUGGGUAUUUUAAGGAAAUGAGAAGGCUGUCUACUGCACCACUGAACUUUGUGGCCAUAGCAAAAGAAGAUACUAUGUCAUUUUCAUCUGUUUGUGGUUCUGAGCCGGAGUCUCCUCCUCAAGGUCGAAGUUAAAACUUGAACGGAACCAGCAAACCUUUUAGUGUUUCAGUGCUGUAUGCUGGAUUGGGGCAAUGGAAACAUUGUGAAUAUAGAAAGGGAGUGUACACUAGUGUAUGAUUGUGAUAUGUUAGAAGUACUUUUGAACAAAGGUAAAAACUAACAUUUGAGGACAUGUGUUUAAGUAGGCAAUCGACUUCAAGAAUAUCAGCGCCGAUUUACCAGUAACCUAGAAGUCUUGUCUGUUGAAAACUAGGGCCUACUGAUGACCAUUUGUAUCGUGGAUGUCGUUUGUGUUUUUAUUCUGCAUGUGUAUAUAUACUACUUUCAGUUUGUUGGAUUUGAUUUUCGUGUAGCAAACUUUCUUUAAUUUUUGUAUUGCAGCUUGUAGGAUCUUUAAAAGCCGACGCCCAAAAUAAAGAUGCAUCUCAUUUGGGUAGUUAA
Molecule: messenger RNA, 2726 nt
Organism: Camellia sinensis
Lineage: Eukaryota; Viridiplantae; Streptophyta; Magnoliopsida; Ericales; Theaceae
Product: 65-kDa microtubule-associated protein 6
Biological process (GO): microtubule cytoskeleton organization
Cellular component (GO): spindle; cytoplasm
Molecular function (GO): microtubule binding
Source: RefSeq, a predicted model, not a curated record